AUGUCUACUACCCUGACAGACCAGGAAGCCAAUUUAUACGACAGACAAAUACGUCUAUGGGGUCUCUCAGCGCAGAAUAAAAUACGCAAAAGCCAUUUAGUUUUCUUAAAUCCACUCUCUGGUCUCAAUUCUGAAAUCGCUAAGAACCUUACUUUGGCUGGUAUAGGUACUAUCACUUUUGUAACAAAGAAGAAUACAAAAUGCGAGGCAUCAGGUAGUACAUCUAUUUUCUUGCAUAAUGAUGAACAAGACAUUAGUCACUUUAAACAGAACGUCAACAAUCUCAAUCCACAUGUUAACAUAAAUGUAGUCCAGCUUGAGAGCUACAGUGACUCUUGCGACGCGUAUAAAGACGCUACUCUCGUUAUUGCAGCCGAUUUAUCACCAAAAGUCUACAACGACAUCCUCCGUCAUCUCAAACCAGCUAUUCCACUCUACAUAGUCGGUACCCUCGGUUUAGCGGGAUAUGUGAUAGUCAAUAACUCUGCGAUCAAUGAUCAAGGCGAAACGAAGCAAUUUAAGUCACUAAGUGAGUUGAUAGAAAGUCAACCUGGCUUACAUACACGUAAAAUGCGUGAAAAGAGAGAUUUAUUAUCUAAAUGGCGUGGAUGGCUACUUGUUUUGGCGUAUUGGAGCUUCUUUGAUGAUCACUCGAGAGAACCAACUGCCGAAGAUUCAGAGAAUUUUUACAACAACUAUCUUCUCAAGAAGGUUGAGAAAGCAGGUCUUACAGAUACAAGCACGCCACUUCCAUUCGACGGAAAUACUAUUAAAGAUAUUAUACCAACACUCUCCACAUCUAUCACUCCCGUCCAUGCUGUUUUAGGCGGUUUCGUCGCUCAAGAUAUUAUAAGCACAGUAUCAUCUAAACAUCCCGGUACAAAUGGUGCAUGGAAUUGGAUGGCUUACGAUGCUCGACUUAAUGUAUUCAAUAGACUGCUUUUGUAACUUAUUUAUGUCUCGCUUUAUCGAUAGAACGAAUGCAAUGACGACAUCAUGUGAUAUUCAUACAUAUAUAUAG
Molecule: messenger RNA, 1021 nt
Organism: Wallemia mellicola CBS 633.66
Lineage: Eukaryota; Fungi; Basidiomycota; Wallemiomycetes; Wallemiales; Wallemiaceae
Exons: 1
Coding region: 1-948 (315 amino acids)
Biological process (GO): protein sumoylation
Cellular component (GO): SUMO activating enzyme complex; cytoplasm
Molecular function (GO): SUMO activating enzyme activity
Source: RefSeq, a predicted model, not a curated record